Melospiza melodia melodia is the source of this 2025-nucleotide messenger RNA. RefSeq names its product zinc finger protein 239-like. Lineage: Eukaryota; Metazoa; Chordata; Aves; Passeriformes; Passerellidae. Gene Ontology annotation, biological process: regulation of transcription by RNA polymerase II. Gene Ontology annotation, molecular function: DNA-binding transcription repressor activity, RNA polymerase II-specific; RNA polymerase II cis-regulatory region sequence-specific DNA binding. Gene Ontology annotation, cellular component: nucleoplasm. Bases 39 to 956 code for a protein of 305 amino acids. The record is from RefSeq and is a predicted model, not a curated record. The transcript is spliced from 2 exons.
UCUCCCUCUGGUUUGCCCUCAAACCAGAACAAAAGACAAUGUGCGCACCCUUUGUUUUCUUCCUAGAACAGGAUUUCCCAUUCCCAAACCUUGAUUGGAUGGAGGAGGAGGCUGUGAAGAAGAAAAAGGAGCCCUGGGAUACCCAGAUAGAAAAGAAGCUGAUGAUGGAGACCAGGGAGGAAAAAUCUGCAUGGCAGAACAUCGUGGUAGAGGCCAUUUUGAGCAACUCUAGUGCACAGGAAUCCAAUGGGGAGGAAAAGUCCCAGAGAUCCCUCAGGAGGAGGGGCUGCAAACCCAGCCCAGGGUGCUCUGAGGAAGAAAGACCCAUCCUGAGCCAGAAAGGUGGACAGAGCUUCAGCCAGAGCUCAGCACUGGUGGUCCAUGAGCAGCUUCAUGAUGGGGAGAAGCCCCACAAGUGCUUGCAGUGUGGGAAGAGCUUCAGACGGAGCAGCACCCUGAUCAGCCACCAGAUGAUCCACACUGGGGAAUGGCCCUAUGAGUGUGAGGAGUGUGGGAAGGGCUUCAGCUGCAGCUCCCAGCUCAUCACCCACCAACGCAUCCACACCGAGGAGAGGCCCUACGAGUGCCCCAAGUGUGGGAAGAUGUUUCAGACCAGCUCCAAUUACCUCUGCCACCAGCGGAUUCCCACCGAUGAGAGGCCUUUCUGCUGCCCUGAGUGUGGGAAGGGCUUUAAGCGCAACUCCCACCUCAUCAUCCACCAGUGCAUCCACACUGGGGAGAGGCCCUAUGAGUGCCCCACCUGUAGGAAGAGGUUCCAGACCAGCACAAAUCUGUGCCUGCAUGAGCGGAGUCACACUGAGAAGAGGCCCUUCCACUGCCCUGAUUGUGGGAAGGGCUUCAAGAAAAAAUCCACCCUCAUCACCCACCAGCAUAUCCACACUGGGGAGAGACCCUACGAGUUCUCCACAUGUCCUGGUUUAGGGCAAAUUUGUUAAAGAAUCUGCAAAGGAGGGCCCCUCCAGAAAGUAAAACCCACACGGCCCCUCCCCCCAACCGGUUCGGGAAAAAAUUCCUUGGAGAGAGGUGGAAAGAACCUGUUUAUUUCAGGCACAGCACCCCUCAGCACUCAAAAUGAACAAUACCCGAUGACACCGCUCUGAGAAAGAUGACAAAAUCCGAAAGUCUCUUUCGGGGGUGGUUGCUCUUUUCUCAGUCCCUCCGGCGCUGGGCAGCUGCUGCAGCCAAACCUUCAGUGUUCCCAGGUCCCAGUCCGGAGCAGGUUCGAGAUGGUCACAGGAACAGGAGAGGAGAAACAGUCCAAAAUGGAAUUUGGACUGUUUAGCUAAACUAGCUAAUAAGCAGAAGCAAAAGCGAGAGCAGAAGCAAGAGCAGAAAAGCAAGCAAGCAAAGCAGCAAGCUGAAAGCAAGAAGCAAAAAACAGCCCUAUGUACUGCUUGUCUCUGUGUCCCUGAUAAGAGAAACCCAAACAAAACUUCCACUCUUCGGAGCCAGUCUUAAAGGCACAGGACAGAUGAAUGGGGAUACAAGCAUCAUAACGUCACCCCAGGACACCACAUCAAGGGAAGAGCUUCUCCAUGAGCUUGGACUUGACCAGACACCAAUGGAGUCAGCAGUAAGGGAAGUUCUGCGAGUACCCCAACUGCAGGAAGAGCUUCAUGCCCAGCCCCAGCUUUUAUCCCCAUUGGAGGUCCCACGUUGGGAAGAGCCCUGGGGAUCCAUUUUCCCUGUGAUCCAUGCUGGGAAGAGAGCUGUCCCUUUUCCUGCCCCUCCCAAUGACAUGAUGUGGCAUUGAAAAACAUGAGGGUCUGGCCAUGGACAUGUUAUUACAUUCACUCCCACCUCAGGUCAUUGCCGGGAGCAGGAAAGGGACUCUAUCUCUCUCUCUCUCUCUCUCCCUGAGGAGAAGGGUGAAAUUUCCAGGAAGGGGAAAUUGUGGCCAGGAAGACCCAGUGAGUUGAGAUUUAGUUUUCCCUGUAAACAGUUUUAUUUAUCCUUUCUGUUAUCAAUAUUGUUUCUGUUCUUGUUUUUUCCUGAUCUCGUUGC